This is a messenger RNA of Fusarium oxysporum Fo47, 1395 nucleotides long. Its product is annotated as thioredoxin-like protein. Lineage: Eukaryota; Fungi; Ascomycota; Sordariomycetes; Hypocreales; Nectriaceae. Gene Ontology annotation, cellular component: fungal-type vacuole; Golgi lumen; cytoplasm. The record is from RefSeq and is a predicted model, not a curated record. Gene Ontology annotation, molecular function: glutathione disulfide oxidoreductase activity. The transcript is spliced from 2 exons. The coding region runs from base 285 to 1133 and encodes 282 amino acids. Gene Ontology annotation, biological process: cellular response to oxidative stress.
GGAGAAUCUGUCCCUGGGAGUCGACUCUCGUAUCCCGUUCCUCUUCAUUUCCGUUUCCAUUCCCAUUUUCCCACCGUCAUCUUCGGCUCAACACCCCAGCCGACCGAUAUUUCUCUCACUGUCCUUCUCGUCUUUUUCGACGCUCCUUAAUCAUCGCUAUCCGAGACAAUCCUGCUGCUCCUCCAUCAACUCCAAUCGCUCGUCGCGCGACGCUCAAGAGCUCUUGACCAGAGCUCGCUCCCUAGCGCAUCCACCCCUGGUCCCGAGAUCAUCAUCCCGCCGAGAUGCCUUCUCCACGCCGAGUACGCCUACUAAUCCUGGCGACGAUUGGCACAUUCAUCUUUAUCCUCUUCUACACCUCAGGAUUCGACUCGCAUCACGAUGCAGAGACCUACACAGGCCAGGAGUUCAUCAAGAAGACCCAAAAUGCCAUGAGCGCAAACGAACCCCCGGCGCCUAUCGUCGACUUUGCAACUGGAGAGAAGGCUGGACAGCCUCACGCUGAUAAGGAUGGAGACGGUGAUAUCGACGCAGACGACCAGAAGCUAGCUGCUCAGAUGCAGGAGCGUCUCAAGGCUGCCGAGGCCGAGGCGAAGGGCAAGGCGAACGAGAAGGGAGGUCUGCGACCUGAUCCUCCCAAGAAGGUUGUGGGAGUUGGAAGUUCUGCGGAAGGUCAGGAUAAGGAUAAAAUCGUCAAGCCUGUUGGCGGAGUGUCUGGCGAUAUUCCAGCUCCUGCUGCCGCGGCCGAGAAGAAACCCGAGACAGAGACGAGGAGCAAGGAAGCAAUUGCGGCUCGCGAAGAGCUUGACUCUAUCCUCAAGAAAUCGCCCGUCAUCAUCUUCUCAAAGACGUACUGCCCCUUCUCGAAGCGAGCCAAGAGCCUUCUGAUCGAAAAAUACUCCAUCACACCCGAGCCCUAUGUCGUUGAACUCGAUAUCCAUCCCCAAGGCCAAGCCCUGCAAGACCAACUACUCGAGACAACCGGCCGAAGGACCGUACCCAAUAUUAUGGUCAACGGUGUGAGCCUGGGAGGUGCCGACGACAUCACCGAGAUGGACCAGGCAGGCAAGCUCGUCGGCAAGAUUGUCGACCUCGGAAACAAGCGAGUCGAGGUUCUGGAACGAACCAAGUAGACUGCGCGCGCACACUUUUUUUUCUCUCCUUUAUGACCUCUUUAAUCUUCACGGGGCACUUGUACAAGGAUUUACUGCUGGGUUUUGGGUAAGAAGGGACUGUCAUUUUGGGCCUUUGGCAGCAUGAUUGGAGUCUGGGCGUCUGGGAAUUCCUUUUGUCACUGUGUAAUGGUGUCAUGAAAGGAGCACUAGGGAAGAUACUCUUCGACCAACAAUGAUGUACACAACUACACAGCUAAUGAAUGAGAUAUAUAUACCUCUA